GGCUGAAACGAGCCGGGGCGCGAUGACGUCAUGCCCGACGCCCCCUGCCGGCCGCCGAGUGAACAUAACCCGAGAGAGAAGUUCAGCGGUGAAGAUGGCGGAGAGCGAGCUGAACGUGGACAGUCUCAUCUCUCGGCUUCUGGAGGUGCGAGGAUGCCGUCCGGGGAAGAUUGUGCAGAUGACCGAGGCGGAGGUGAGAGGCCUGUGCAUCAAGUCCAGAGAAAUCUUCCUCAGCCAGCCGAUCCUGCUGGAGCUGGAGGCUCCACUCAAAAUAUGUGGUGAUAUCCAUGGUCAGUACACAGACCUGUUGAGGUUGUUUGAGUACGGUGGUUUUCCUCCGGAGGCGAACUAUCUCUUCCUGGGAGAUUACGUGGAUCGAGGGAAGCAGUCUCUGGAGACCAUCUGUCUGCUGCUGGCCUACAAGAUCAAAUACCCAGAAAACUUCUUUCUGCUGCGUGGCAACCACGAGUGCGCCUCCAUCAACCGCAUCUACGGCUUCUACGACGAGUGUAAGCGCAGGUUCAACAUAAAACUGUGGAAAACCUUCACAGACUGCUUCAACUGUCUCCCCAUCGCUGCCAUCAUCGAUGAGAAGAUCUUCUGCUGCCAUGGAGGUCUUUCCCCUGACCUGCAGUCCAUGGAACAGAUCCGACGGAUCAUGAGGCCCACUGAUGUUCCCGACACAGGUUUGCUAUGUGAUUUAUUGUGGUCAGACCCUGAUAAGGAUGUCCAGGGCUGGGGGGAGAAUGACCGAGGUGUGUCUUUCACCUUUGGGGCUGAUGUGGUCAGCAAGUUCCUCAACCGCCAUGAUCUGGACCUCAUCUGCAGAGCUCAUCAGGUGGUGGAAGAUGGUUAUGAAUUCUUUGCGAAGAGACAGCUGGUCACCCUGUUUUCAGCACCAAACUACUGCGGAGAGUUUGACAAUGCCGGGGGCAUGAUGAGCGUGGAUGAGUCCCUCAUGUGUUCCUUUCAGAUCCUAAAGCCUUCAGAGAAGAAGGCCAAGUACCAGUACAGUGGGGUGAACUCGGCCCGUCCCGUCACUCCCCCCCGCACCACACAGGCCCCGAAGAAGAGGUGAGCAGCCUGUCCAUCCACCAGCUAAAACACUCCUCAACCAACGCAUCCCAUUCUCUACAAGACCCCAGGAAACAACACCCCUCUCUGGAGGGGGGGCUAUGUGUCCCUCAGUCUCCCCUUCUCUUCUCCUUACUCUUUUCUUAAUAUGCUUGUACAUAAAUUUUGCUGUGACCAGUUGAGAAUCUCUUUCUUUCUCUCUGUCUGUUUUUAAUAAUAACAACAACAAUAUGGAUUAUUAUGUUGAUAAUAAUGAAGGUAGGAUUUUGAGUGUGUUGGCGCUCUCUCGCGCUCUCUCUCUCUCUCUCUCUCUCUCUCUCUCUCUCUCUCUCUCUCUCUCUCUCUCUCUCUCUCUCUCUCUCUCUCUCUCUCUCUCUCUCUCUCUCUCUCUCUCUCUCUCUCUCUCUCUCUCGCAUGGUCAAUUACCGCUGUUAAUCAUUUGAACAUGAUUCACUGUACUUAGUAAAAACAGGCUGUCAAACAAAUUCAGCAAUUAUGUGUUUAAUCACACUUUUUUUUGUAAUUAUUUAAUUUGCCCAAAUUUUGUUCAAAAUAAUCAAUUUAUUCUGUUAUACAUGUAUCAGUGGGCAGAAUAUAUUUCGUAUUUUUGUCAGCUGAACAUCAAACUCACGUAAAUGUGAGCCUGUGAACCUGAAAAGCUUAGUUUUCAUACCUGACGUCUACAUAACUCCUCUGCAAUUGGUGGUUUCUGCUCUAAGACGUCUGUCAUGUCUUGUUUCAGAGGUGACGGUAGCUUUCCAUUUGUUAGUUCACUGCUUGUCGUAACUUCUGUUAUGCUUGUUUUGAGUCUGGUUUCUAUUUGCGAAGUGCAGGGAAACGUGUUGAAAUGAUGGUGCUAAUUGACUACGCCGCUCGUUUGUAACAGUAGAAACUUGCUGGAAUAUUCCUUAAAGAAGGUUUGGUUUGGUGGGUUUUUAAUGUGUUUGCCUUUAUUAGUCCUAAAGCAGUAGGAAUCUCAGAGUAAACAGUUUUGUUUACCCCCCCCCCCCCUUUACUCACAUGACUCUAACACUCACCGACUCUCACAUGCACGCCGACGUACCGCUCUUACAUGUGUGCACACUGCUCUAGAGUAUGAUGUAAUGCAGACUCAUUAUAAGACUAGACUGGGGUACAUUGUUAUACAUCCUCCAGUGCCAGCAGUGACUCGGAGAGAGGCGAAGGCUUGAAGGAAAGAAAGAUAAUAAAAAAAAAAAAUUCUGUCCACGUGUGAGAAGCUGUUUAACCCUGCAUCGUUACGUAAUUCCAUAUUCCAAUUGGAUAUAGGACUCCUCUGAAAGUGAGAGCACAUUUACUGCUGGUCCAAUUCUCUAAAACGUCUGCUGGACAACACAUCAAAACCUUCUCUGAAUAUAAAAGCUGAAUGCAGACGGCAGAGCCAGUAAAAUGGAAGCAGAAGGGAUUUGAAAACGAUGCAGUCUUCAACACUAACACGUUUUCAGCUUAUUUGCACACAAUGUAUUGCUCAGUAUUUAAAUAGGGUUCAGUAUUUGAUUCUAAAAGCACUGUAAUCAGACGCUUAUCUCCGUCUAACUUCUCCAGCUGUCAGAAGGACAAGUGGUGGUUUUCUUUGGACUUGAGUGGUCAGUAACCACUCAGAUUUUUUGAAUGUAUUACGUUUGUGAAGUGAUGGAGUUGGUGUUUUAUUGUGUAUUACGAAACUGCAGCCUGCAGAGCUCAAGAACUCCUUAUGAGCAGGAAACAUCCUCUCUCUCUAUUCCCUCGUCUCUCUUUCUAGCAAUCUGUCUGACUCUCUAUGUCCAGAGGUUUGUAGGCACCCUCGUAUCCUACGUUUCUUUAGAAAUGAAAGGUAUUUAUAGAGAGUUCUUCCCCCUUUGCUGCAGUAACAGCUUCUACUCUUCUGGCUGGGCUUUACCCUAGAUGUUGGAACACUGCUGUGAGGGCUUGAUUGCAUUCAGCUUAGUAAAGUCUGGUACUGAUGUUGGAUGGUCAGUUCUGGAUCUCUCCAGCUCAUCACAAAGGUACUGGAUGGAGCUUGGCUGCACAGCCCAGCUGGGGGGCUUUAUACCCCUCUAGCAGACACUUGGCAUUGGGCUUAGAGACCUUUGCAUCCCAUUCUGUUGACACUGCUUUACAAUGGAGAUUAUACUAGCUAUGUGAGUGCAGUCGAACACCUGUGUUAGUAAAAGUGGGCUGAAAUCACUAAUUAGCAGGGCUGUCUAGAUACUUUUGGACAUGUAACCUGUCUGUCUUUCUAUCUUAGCUUCUUUUUACCCCUUUUUUCUCCUCUCCCUCUCUUCUUGUACCUCUCUCUCUUUUCUUGUCUCUAUCCAUCUCUCCCUCUCUUUCCUCUCCCCCUUUAUCUUUAUCUCCUCCUUUUCUCUUUCUCGUAUUAUCUUCAGUUUUUUUUCCUUUCUCUUCACUCCCCUUCUUCUGUUUUGCCUUCCACUUUUUUCUCUCUUGUCUUCCUCAUCUAUUUCUCUCUGCCUGCCUUUUUUCUUUCCUCUCUUUCCUUUUCUGUUUCCUCUCUUUGUACCAUCAACAACAUAUUUUGCUCUCAGUAUAACAGAUGAAUUAACUGACUGUGGGUGACAUCUGUGGUGAUGACGCCCCCUGGUGUACACAGUGUGUCCUCACAUAAACAAAGGCUGUUUCCAUCAAUUCAACGUCAGGAUGCCAUUAUUGCUCCCAUUUCUCAGUCCCACUGACCAGAGGAGUGGUCAGUGCUGAUCAGCGGUACAGAACAGGCAGUUCCACAUGAGUUAAAGCUCAGUCACACCUGUGGGAAAUACUGGAGAAUCUUUCUGUGCGUGAACAUUGUUGCCUCAUUAAUAUUUGUUGUAAUUAUUUUUUGUUGUUGUUUUUAAUGUGCGGUUUUGUUUUUUUCUCCUUAAUUUAUAUUCGAAUGUUGGGAAGCUGAAAGUAUUACAAAAAGCAGCUUUGAGAUUUCUAUAAGUGGAUUUCAGAUUCUUUGAACUCAAUAAAUGGAAGAAAACAAAGUC
Messenger RNA from Pygocentrus nattereri (red-bellied piranha), 4058 nucleotides. RefSeq names its product protein phosphatase 1, catalytic subunit, beta isozyme (gene ppp1cb). Gene Ontology annotation, molecular function: protein serine/threonine phosphatase activity. The record is from RefSeq and is a predicted model, not a curated record. Gene Ontology annotation, biological process: circadian regulation of gene expression; regulation of circadian rhythm. NCBI's taxonomy places the organism in Eukaryota, Metazoa, Chordata, Actinopteri, Characiformes, Serrasalmidae. Gene Ontology annotation, cellular component: nucleus; cytoplasm. The transcript has 8 exons. The coding region runs from base 23 to 1078 and encodes 351 amino acids.